AUGGCUGUGGUGGCUUUUGGCCUUACAAGAGGGCUGGACGUCAUGGACCGCAGUGAAUACGUAAAUUCUCCUCCCUGCUCUGCCCCGUCUCGCAUAACGCUUACAGCACACAGCACAUCUCCCCUCACGGAAGAACCCCCCGACAGUUUCACAACCGAUGUUGAGUUCAAAGAGGGCGGCAAGAUCCUAAGCAAGUACGACACAUGGCUCGCAAUAAUCGGCUGCCUAGCAGAGGAAGCAAUCCGGGACUGGAACGCACCGCGAAUCCUAGUCGACACCUCGAAUCGAGGGGUCGCGAUCAAGCUCGUCCGGAACAGGAUGGCAGUCGACCCGCCCUUGCUCGUCAAGCAUGUGAUGUGGUCUCUGGUUAUCGUUGUGUCGCAAUUCUGGGAGGAACAGAAUCCGCCACUUUAUGCAGAGACGACGUUUAAGCCGCAGCUCAGUGGGCAGGAUCUGGGGCUCGGACAGGUCCUUUCGUUAUAUGCUGAUACGCUGAACUCUACAUCUGAGCGUGAAGGGUCGGGAGCAGAUGCGCAGAACUUGACAAUUCCGGGUCAUGAUAAGGUCAAGAUCGAUUUCGAUCCGGACCUCAAAUCUCCGGCGCUGUGCACGGCGGUGGAGUUUUACCUCAUCAUUAUGCAAGCGAUUACUCAGCUCGGUCCAAGGGAUAAAGAGGCUUAUAUGCCUGGACUUCGGUUUUAUGAUCGCGAGAAAGAUUUCACCUUCCAGAUUGGGUCUUCUACGGAACAGGAUGAUCUCAAGCAGUAUAUGCUUGUGUCUGCGCUGAGUUUCCUGGCGGAGGUCAUGUAUGAUCAGCCGCAAAAUGAGAGGUUCCGGCCCUUUGGUGGGAAAGUGCGAUGGAAUGGUUAUGUGGUGGCGUUCCUGAGCUUCGAGAAGGGUAGAUUGCCUGACCCUACUGUGGUCUCUGAUCAGAGGGUUUCCUCUGCACUUCCUGCUGAGUCAGCGAGUAGUAAAACUGCCAUGCCAACAUUGCCGACAUUGGUAUCAUACCCCGGGUCGACUUCUUGA
Messenger RNA from Bacidia gigantensis, 1029 nucleotides. RefSeq lists its product as uncharacterized. NCBI's taxonomy places the organism in Eukaryota, Fungi, Ascomycota, Lecanoromycetes, Lecanorales, Ramalinaceae. The record is from RefSeq and is a predicted model, not a curated record. The transcript is spliced from 2 exons. Bases 1 to 1029 code for a protein of 342 amino acids.